GCGGGCUGCAGCACGGGAGGAAAUGCCGCUGAAACCCGCCGCUCCCUCUCCCGCGCGGUCCUCGCCGGUGGCACCACCGCCACUGCCACCGCCACCGCAGCCAGCACCAUCGCCGCGCGUCGCCUUACCCUGCCACGGGCGCCGCGAGCUCUUGCUUCUAUCCGCGUCGGCGUCGCUCCCGCUCCCGUUUGCCCCAGCGGCGGCCUCGGCGCGCGGGCUGUUCCGCAUGCCGCCGCCGCGGCUGGCCAACCGCUACUUCCUGGUGCGCGCGGGCGAGUCGGUGUACGAGGGGCAGGGCGUCCUCCGCACCAACCCCGUCGCCAAGACCUCCGUCGACAGCGGCCUCUCCCCCGCCGGCCUGCGGCAGGCCGCCCGCGCCGCGCUCGAGCUCGAGCGCCUCGGCGCCUGCGAGGAUGACUGCUGGAUAUGGCCGUCCAUCACCCAGCGAGCCUACCAGGCUGCCGAGAUCAUCGCCGCCGCCAACGAAGUCAACCGCAGCCACAUUGUACCAGAGUACAGCUUCUUGGAUGCUCGUGGACUUGGUGCGUUUGAGGGGAAGAGCUUAGAAACAUUGCCCGAGGUGUAUGCAUCAGACAGUAUUUCGCCGGACAUCAAGCCACCUCCUAUUAAUGAUGGUACACCAAAUGAGAGUGUUGCAGAUGUAUUUGUUCGAGUAACACAGCUCAUGUCAAUACUAGAGACCCAAUACUCAGGGGACACUGUUGUCAUUGUUUCACCAGAUUCUGACAACUUGUCAAUUCUACAAGCUGGGUUGAUAGGGCUAGACCUCCGGAGGCAUAGCAGCCUAUUCUUUCAACCCGGUGAAGUUCGACCUGUUGAUCCUGCCAGUAUACCUGAAUACAAACAACCUGCCUCUACUGUUUUUAAGUGUACAAAUCCACCAAGUUGCAAAUGAUUUACUUAUUGUCAUACAACCAUGAAGGUACAGGUUACAUACUUCUGUACAUGAAGAAUAUAAAUAUAUCCCUAUGACAGUGUAUAGUUGAAAGGGCGUUUUGUUGCAUGCCCAGGCAUCUUUAACACCUUUGACUAAACCAUCAUUAACAUGAGUCAUUGUCUCGUAGACAUCUCUAGCUUUUACAAUGGUUUCUUUCAUUCUUGCAGUUCACAUGUCGCAGAAACGCUUUUAAAAUCUAUACAGUUCAUC
Molecule: messenger RNA, 1168 nt
Organism: Oryza brachyantha (malo sina)
Lineage: Eukaryota; Viridiplantae; Streptophyta; Magnoliopsida; Poales; Poaceae
Exons: 4
Coding region: 23-916 (297 amino acids)
Source: RefSeq, a predicted model, not a curated record